AACAAAAGAAAUCCCAAAAAACCCAAAAAGAAAAAAAGCAUCUUCAUGAAGAGCAUCGGCAUGCAAAAAACAAAAACCCUCCGGACGGACCUGCAGAGUUACAGGAUUUUUUACGCAUACACAUUUGGCCCCAAAAAUUCUCCUCUAUAUAUACGUUUCCACGCGCCUCCUUAUCGGUCCCCCCCCCUCACAGACCGGUUUUCACAUCACCUUUUCAUUAUGUCAUCUUAUUUACCGGAAUCAUCUCAUAUGUUUUUGUAACGUCCUGUUCCUUGCAGUCCCCUUGUUUUUCCUUCACCUUUUGCCCAUAUGCCCAUUUAUGGAUUUUCCUCCCCUUAGUUCCCCGGGACCCAGGCCCGGGAGCCCAGGCCUGUGACCCUGGGUCUUCUUCAUUCGCCAUAACAAUUAUGCCUAAACAACAAUUUUUGUUAUUAAAAAGUGUGCUCAAAAAAGAGCUUCACUCCCUGGUCAAAGUUACAUUUGCCUCUCAGUUUUUUUCCGUGCCAGACGUCCUGAAGAUUUAAUCCUUCAUUCAACUACAAUGGAUCCCUCGCAUCAGCCAGCUAGUCGCCCUAUCAGGUCCACACCUCACCAUCCUCGUCCGUCUCCCUACCCAAGGCCAAUGGCCGCUGAUGUCAUGGAAAGCUAUCGCCGCUUCCAGCUACUUCAUAUCACCCAUGAGCUCGUUACGUGUCUGGAACAGCUCUGUUCUCCUGACCUCCCCGAGCAUCCUCAUCUGCUGUUCCAUAUUGUGAGAGGGCCUCUUACUAGCACGUCCUCGACUCAAACCCCUCUGCCUAACCUCGUGGAUCAGAGAACCCAAACUGAUGGCUGUCCUCAUGUUGAGCUUUGCAACCCUGAGCUCGGGACUCCCGCUUCUCCUCCUCCUCCAGUGCCUCAUGCCUAUAUCCGUCCUCUCAGUCCUGCCUUGGCAUCUCCUCCCUCUGAUUCCGGCCCUGGAACCCCAGAUUACAUUCCUUCUUCUCCCUCUGAUUAUGGCCCUGGAUCCCCAGACUAUUCCCCUACUUCGCCCUCCGAUUACUGAGAAUGUUUAUAAUAACCAAUAAACCUAUAACCAUU
This is a messenger RNA of Tachysurus vachellii, 1080 nucleotides long. Its product is annotated as DNA-directed RNA polymerase II subunit RPB1-like. The coding region runs from base 542 to 1045 and encodes 167 amino acids. Gene Ontology annotation, molecular function: DNA binding. Gene Ontology annotation, biological process: transcription by RNA polymerase II. The record is from RefSeq and is a predicted model, not a curated record. Lineage: Eukaryota; Metazoa; Chordata; Actinopteri; Siluriformes; Bagridae. The transcript has 2 exons.